GUCGGAACAAGUCAAAAAUCAUCCGCAUCGAGAGUCGGACACAUAUUCGACGACCGACGUCGCCGUUGACCGUACUGUUCUUUUCUUCCCUCCCCAUCUCGCAGAGUCAUACGCACAUGCCACCUUGCCUGUUGGCUGUUGUUGCUGCUCCUCGAUCGCCAUCAUCACCACUUUGAGAUCUCACUAGCUCUCCAAUCCUCCGUUAUUCCUACGGAAAAAAGACUUUUUAAAACAAUUACCAAAGAUCACUAAAUACAAAAGCGAGAUGCAGGCGAAAAUUCUAACAAUUUGGUGGGUCAUCUUCUUGAUUGGCGGCAGCUACAUGGCGUCGGGAACGGUGGCGGCUCACCGGGCCCGUCACGGCGGCUGCAAUUUCCGCGUCGUCCGCGACAUCAUGCGCCGGGCGUGCGCCUACCACUCGUCGGAGAACUCGCAACUGCUGGGGCUGGAAGUGCUCAGCCCGACCGUCAAGCGGCUGUCGACCAACAUGCUGGACGAAGUGGUCGACCUCCACCACCACGACCACCAGUCGGGCAGCCGAGUCAAGAAGGAGAUCGAGUUGCUCUACAUCCGGCGCAUCCUCAAGGAGUGCUGUCCCAACGAAGGCUGCCCGCCUCUUUCCAAAUUCUGCCGCUAGAAAAAGAAGAAGAAGAAAACCAGCCGACAUCCAUCACAGGUCGAAGAAUGAAGCUAGCAAGAUUUCGUCCACUGUAUAUCUAGCAGCAUCAUUGUUAACUUUCCAUUACUACACGCAAACAAAAACACACGAAGAAGGAAAAACAAAAACAAACAGACACACUUGCAUACCACACACAUAACUCCUUUGUCACCUGGGCCUGGAAGAAAGAAAAUUUUUUAAACGCCACGCGAAGAUAACACAAAACAAAAUUCCCCCCCGGAAGAAAACGGGAAAAGUUGUACAGCCAAACAAAAAAAAAGGAAAAAGAAAACUACUACUACUACUACUACUACUACUACUAGGAAAAGUGUCAAGAAGUGGACUCAAGACAAGAGAGAAGAAAGUUCACAAAGGAGAAAAAAAAAGAAGAAACAUGAAACAAAAGAAAAAUCCUUUGCCAAAGCAAGCUCCCUCCUGGUUAGUGUAUGUGUUGCGCCCAUCUUGUUCAAAUCUCUCUAUUUAUUCCUGUCUGAAAAAAAAAAAAAAAACUUGAAAAAAAAACUCUCUCCCACCCAACACACAACUAAACUAUAUAAUGUAUGUAAUUUGACCAAAAGUUUAUGUCCUCAACUCGAAACGGUUUUUAUUCGUUACGACCGGUCCGCGGACGAUGGAAUUUUGUCAUAAUGUAAACUUUCAAAUUUGAUGUCGUAAUAAAAAAACUUGUGACGAACAAACAAACAAA
This is a messenger RNA of Daphnia pulicaria, 1364 nucleotides long. RefSeq lists its product as uncharacterized. The coding region runs from base 266 to 637 and encodes 123 amino acids. The transcript is spliced from 2 exons. The record is from RefSeq and is a predicted model, not a curated record. Lineage: Eukaryota; Metazoa; Arthropoda; Branchiopoda; Diplostraca; Daphniidae.